AGCUGGGGCGCCAGGGGAAGGCCGGGGGCUCUCAGGGCUCCCGGGCAGCGGCGGGCCGGGAGUCGGGAUGUCUGUGUUUCGGGGCCCCUCUGGCCGUCUGGGGCUCGCCCGGCACAGGGAAAGGCGAACUUAUAGAGUCGCCCGGGGGGCCUGCGUGGACGACACUUUCCCGUCGGGCGGAGCCCGCGGGCGGACGCGAAAUUUCUAGUGGAGCCUUAGUCGUCGGCCCCUUUGAAACCAGGAAGAGAGAUGAAGUGUUGUUUUUGAGUCUCUGUUCUAUUGUUAUUAUUGUCAUCUUUAUUAGUCUAAGGAUUUGCUGAAUGUCCCUUUGGAUUUCUGGAGUGCCCCCACGGCACAGGGGAGUGGAUAGUGUCUUGGAUUCCUUCUGCACUUGCUGAGUUUGGUGUCAGAGAGCUUAGAUGGCCAGACUUAUCGCUGGAUCAUCCUCCACUUCCUUUGCACUUAAUAUUAAUAUGACACUGUAAUUUAUAAAGUAUCUACAUUUCUGUAGUCUCUGGUUCUUGGUGACUUAAGAUAGGCUUCCAAGUUUCUCCUUUCAGCUUUCAUGGUGUUUUGUUCAGGACAUUAAAGCUGGGAUUAUAGUGUAUUACAGUUGUUUAUCUGUCUUGUCACAGUAGUUUAUGAGUCUGGCCUACAUUUGGAUUUUUUCCCCACCAAGAGACUACCACAGUGCCUAUCACGGUCAGAGAACAAGUUGAUGGAUCAAGCUGUUGUAUCAACCUUGACGUCCCAUGUGGGGGAAGAGGUUACUCUUGACGUGGGCAAGGGGUUGAGAGGGAGAAGAACCAUGGUCCCUGCCCUGUGGGAGGCCCAGACGUGAUGGAAACACACCCAGAGCCUGGCAAGCCCUUGGAAGCAAGCAGAGUGCAAAGCGGGUAGCUGACCCUUGAAUGAACUCGAUGUAGACGUGGAGAGAAGUCCAUCAGGAAAGGCUCCUUGUUAGAAGGUCACAGUGGCAUGGCUGUGCCCCAGGCUUUCCUGUCAGGGCCCCUCCAUGAGCCUGCAGGUGCCCUGAUGGAGCCCCAGCCCUCUCCCCGAAGCUUGGCCGAGGGCUUCCUGGAGGAGGAGCUUCGGCUUAAUGAUGAGUUGAAGCAACUGCAGUUUUCCGAGCCUGUGGGCAUCAUCUACAAUCCCGUGGAGUAUGCAUGGGAGCCACAUCGCAGCUAUGUGACCCGCUACUGCCAGGGCCCCAAGGAAGUGCUCUUCGUGGGCAUGAACCCAGGGCCCUUUGGCAUGGCCCAGACUGGGGUGCCCUUUGGGGAAGUGAAUGUAGUCCGGGACUGGUUGGGCGUUGGUGGACCUGUGCUGAGCCCUCCCCAGGAGCACCCCAAGCGACCAGUGCUGGGACUGGAGUGCCCUCAGUCCGAGGUGAGCGGUGCCCGGUUCUGGGGCUUUUUCCGGAACCUCUGUGGCCAGCCCGAGGUCUUCUUCCGUCACUGUUUCGUCCACAACCUGUGUCCUCUGCUCCUUCUGGCUCCCAGCGGGCGCAACCUCACCCCGGCCGAGCUGCCUGCCAAGCAGAGAGAGCAGCUCCUCGGGGUCUGUGACGCGGCCCUGUGCCGGCAGGUGCAGCUGCUGGGGGUGCGGCUGGUGGUGGGUGUGGGGCGGCUGGCCGAGCAGCGGGCACGGCGGGCUCUGGCCGGCCUGAUGCCCGAGGUCCAGGUGGAGGGGCUCCUGCACCCCUCCCCUCGCAGUGCACAGGCCAACAAGGGCUGGGAGGCAGUGGCCAGGGAGAGACUGACCGAGCUGGGGCUGCUGCCGCUGCUAACGGGAUGAGUGCCCCUGCAGCCGGCAGGACACGUUCAAGUCCCCCAGGUCGUUCCGGGCAAGCAGAGGACGAUGCGCCUCCAGGACUGGAGCGACAGGGUCCCCCUCGGCUCCCUGGAUGCUGGGACCUGCCGGGGCAGUGCUGACACUACUCCUGCUCGCCCUCCCGAUUCCUGCACACUUCACCUUCCUCUGAGCUUGGCUCUUCGGUCUGUGGUCCCCACCUCCACAGAGAACCAGAAUCUGCGAGCUGCUCCACCUCACUGUUACCCUGGGAGCUUCUCUUCAGCUGAGAGUGACCUGGACAGUGACUUCUGAGGUCCCAUUUGUGGUUUUAGAGGAAAGAUCUGCCAGGAUCCCCACCUGUCCUCAUGGAACAGCUGUCUUCAGCUCACCCCUUUCCUCGUGGGGACCAGGACAAAGCAUGGGAUGAGGAUGCUAAGAGUGAACUUCUGGUGGGAGACUGAGGCUGGGUCGGAAAGAGAGAAUCAGUGUAGCAUCGUGGGAAAGGCCAGGAGACCUGAAUUUCCAUCCCAGCCUUGAGACUUGUGAACCUUACGACUUUGGAUGAGUUGGUUGACCUCCUCAGGCUUCAGGCUCCUCAUCUGUAAAACAGGAUCCCUUCCUCACGGGGCUGGUGUGCAGAUUAGCUGAGUUAAUACUUGGAAGUGCCUUGUGUAGGGCCUGGCCCGUGGGUGCUCAUCACCCCUCUUCUAGUUUCCUUGCCUCGGCGUUGGGGAGGCGCUCACUACACUACACUGCACUGCACAGGAAGACCCUCUGCUCCCAGGAUCUUGCUGGGGGUGGUCGUGGGAGUCUGGCCCUCCACCUGUGGCCUGAGGCGGAGGCAGAUUCUUGCCCUGCCAGAGAUGGACCGGUGGCUUUCUGGAAAAUCCAGUCUGUGCUUUCAGUCUAAGCAUUAAAAGCUCCUAAACCCUUUU
Vicugna pacos (alpaca) is the source of this 2729-nucleotide messenger RNA. It is a transcript of the gene SMUG1, whose product is annotated as single-strand-selective monofunctional uracil-DNA glycosylase 1. The record is from RefSeq and is a predicted model, not a curated record. Gene Ontology annotation, molecular function: oxidized pyrimidine nucleobase lesion DNA N-glycosylase activity; single-strand selective uracil DNA N-glycosylase activity. Lineage: Eukaryota; Metazoa; Chordata; Mammalia; Artiodactyla; Camelidae. Gene Ontology annotation, biological process: base-excision repair.